AUGGUCGACCCGAAUACAUCUUCUCCCACCGAUAAACGUAAUUACCACUGCACAGAUCUCUUCGAGGACAGUCCUUCUCAGACAUCAUUACGCAUGGGGAAGUGCUCAUUUUCCUACUGCAAGGCUCGAACAAGCAGUCAGCCAACAGUCUUGAUCAAAGAUCAAAACUACGUCAAGCUACCCGAUGGCGUUGUAUAUCAUAGCAAGGACAGGCAUCUGUACUUUACAAAUAUGGGAACACCGCACCUCAACGAUGGAAGUGUCUCUUCAGUCUCCGUUGAUGGAUCAGAUCCUUGCACGGUGCUUUCUCCGGGUCAAAUACACACGCCAAAACAGCUCGCCUUCGACGAAAGAAGGUCUACGAGUCAUGCGCUGUAA
Molecule: messenger RNA, 378 nt
Organism: Bipolaris victoriae FI3
Lineage: Eukaryota; Fungi; Ascomycota; Dothideomycetes; Pleosporales; Pleosporaceae
Exons: 3
Coding region: 1-378 (125 amino acids)
Source: RefSeq, a predicted model, not a curated record